GCCGGGUUGGCUCAGCUUCAGUUUUGUGAGCCGUACAGAAAUGAGAAGCUGUUUCUCUGACAGGAGGUGUGUCCUGGCUACUUAAAAGGGGCGUAAAAUCCCUCUGCGACUGUGACUGACGUCCAUCUUGCAGCGCUUCUCCCUGCAGAACACAACGGUACAGUCCGUGAAAAUGGCCCAGUCCAUCCUCAGCACGAUGUCCAGAGCCUUGACGGGAACGCUGGUGGUUACAGAGCCUCUGAAUUUCUGGGCUGGAAAACGGAUGAAACCCAGGGAGGAGAAAAAGGCCGAGCCCGUGUUCGAGCCUGCAACUGGCCGUGUCCUGCACCAGUUGGUGCCCUGUGGGGCGGAGGAGGUGGAUGAAGCCAUCCAGAGUGCCCACUCUGCCUACCUGAAAUGGAGCAAGCUGUCUGGCAUGGAGAGGGCUCGGGUCAUGCUUGAGGCCGCCCGCAUUACGAGGGAAAGAAGGGAGGAAAUUGCAAAGCUGGAGGUGAUCAACAAUGGCAAGUGCAUCACUGAAGCUCUGGUGGAUAUUGAUGUUGCCAGCCAGACCAUGGAGUUCUAUGCUGGCAUGGCUGGUACACUUACAGGUCAGCACAUCCAGCUCCCUGGAGGAGCCUUCGCCUACAGCAGGAGGGAGCCCCUUGGUGUGUGCGCUGGAAUCGGAGCAUUCAACUACCCCUUUCAGAUCUCUGUAACAAAGUCUGCUCCGGCCCUGGCAUGUGGUAAUGCUAUGGUGUUCAAGCCUUCUCCCAUGACUCCUCUGACUGCUGUGAUUAUGGCUGAGAUCUACAAAGAAGCAGGGGUACCUGAUGGACUCUUCUGUGUGGUACAAGGUGGAGCAGAGACUGGCUCUCUGCUCUGCCACCACCCCAAGAUUGCCAAAAUCUCCUUCACAGGCAGCGUUCCAACAGGCAAGAAGAUCAUGGAAAUGUCUGCAAAGGGGGUGAAGCAGGUGACUCUGGAACUCGGAGGAAAGUCUCCCCUCAUCAUCUUCAAAGACUGUGAUCUGGAGAACGCUGUAAGGGGAGCGCUCAUGGCCAACUUCCUGACACAAGGACAGGUUUGCUGCAAUGGAACCAGGGUGUUUGUGCAGAGGGAGAUCAUGCCACAGUUCCUGGAAGAAGUUGUCAAGAGGACCAAGACCAUCGCUGUGGGCGACCCACUGCUCGAGAGCACCCGGAUGGGGGCCAUGAUCAGCAAGCCCCAGCUUGACAAAGCUCUGGGGUUUGUCACUCAGGCCAAGAAGGAGGGAGCCAAAGUGCUUUGUGGAGGAGAGGCUUUUGUCCCCAGUGACCCCAAACUGAAGGGGGGGUAUUUUAUGUCCCCCUGUGUCCUUGAUAACUGCAGAGAUGACAUGACCUGUGUUAAGGAGGAGAUUUUUGGUCCAGUCAUGUCUGUCCUGCCUUUUGACAAUGAGGAAGAAGUGAUCCAGAGAGCUAACAACACCACCUAUGGACUGGCCUCUGGUGUCUUCACUAGGGAUAUAUCUCGAGCUCAUCGUGUGGCAGAGAGGCUGGAGGCGGGGACUUGCUUCAUCAAUAACUACAACAGCAUCGCUGUGGAAAUGCCGUUCGGAGGAUACAAGAUGUCAGGCUUUGGCAGGGAGAACGGCCAGGUGACCAUUGAGUACUACUCCCAGCUGAAGACUGUGGUUGUUGAACUGGGAGACGUUGAGAAUCACUUCUAAAUCAAUUCUGUUUACACACAACACUAGAACUGUGACUGACAUGCUUCACUUCUAUCUUCCUACCCAGACCUGAACUUUCUAUCCACAAAAUGUGACUCCACCUGAGUAUUAGCCAACUCUACUAACAGCAUAGGUGUCUGUCGAAGCAAGAGGGCUAAAAAACAUCGUAUCAGCAUUAGGCCAACUGAUACUGUAUGCUAAACUGAUAUCUACGAAUAAAAUGUUUCAGUGACAAA
This is a messenger RNA of Girardinichthys multiradiatus, 1926 nucleotides long. It is a transcript of the gene aldh9a1a.1, whose product is annotated as aldehyde dehydrogenase 9 family, member A1a, tandem duplicate 1. The coding region runs from base 173 to 1690 and encodes 505 amino acids. The record is from RefSeq and is a predicted model, not a curated record. Lineage: Eukaryota; Metazoa; Chordata; Actinopteri; Cyprinodontiformes; Goodeidae. The transcript is spliced from 12 exons. Gene Ontology annotation, molecular function: aminobutyraldehyde dehydrogenase (NAD+) activity; 4-trimethylammoniobutyraldehyde dehydrogenase (NAD+) activity.